This is a messenger RNA of Syngnathus acus (greater pipefish), 1682 nucleotides long. RefSeq lists its product as uncharacterized. The transcript has 14 exons. Bases 267 to 1682 code for a protein of 471 amino acids. NCBI's taxonomy places the organism in Eukaryota, Metazoa, Chordata, Actinopteri, Syngnathiformes, Syngnathidae. The record is from RefSeq and is a predicted model, not a curated record. Gene Ontology annotation, molecular function: signaling receptor activity.
GCCGAAAGAGGAAAGGCUACGUCUGCAAGAAAAGAGGAAACGUUCCGAAACCUUCGCAGCAGCCUCAUGACGGAUUUAAGGAGACCCUUGUCUGCAACGACCGUUCUGCUGACCUGGUAUGUGAGGCUGAGGGUCAGAAGCAAGGUCGCAUCAGCAUCCAGUCUGCCUUUUACGGUCGGCGGAGCUGGGAUGUUUGCUUGGCGGACGGCGACUCAUACAAUGACGAGUACUGCGCAGUGGAAGGCAUCCUCCCUCGCUACAGGAAAAUGUGCAACAGCCAGCAAAAAUGCCACAUUGAGCUUUUGGAGGACGAGUCCUGCCCUGCCUCCUCCUCCAAAUAUCUGCAGAUGGUCUAUAGCUGUGAACAGAAAGUAUGUCUCGACAGUCUGGGCAUCGCCGACGGGAGCGUCGCAGACUCUUCCUUCAUGGCCUCCUCCUCAAUGGAAGACGCCACCCCAGAAAAAGCCCGCCUCAAUGGAGAGUCCUGCUGGAAGCCGGCAAAAGCUCCCAUCGGCAGUUGGAUCCAGGUGAACCUCGGUUACACGAGAAAGGUGACGGGGAUCGUGACCCAGGGCUGUGAUGGUGCUAAUACUAGCUCCUGGAACAUCCAUCUUGAGAUGAAGCUGAGCGUUAACUGGAGGAAGUGGACCGAGCACCCAAACGGGAAGUUCAUCGGCGGUGGGACUCACCUGCUUGAGACGCCCGCGUUCGCUCAGUACGUCCGCAUCCUGCCGCUGGAGAAUCUUCCCGAAUUUGGCCUCCGCUUCGACAUCUUGGGAUGCGCACAUGACGAUGAGACGACCUGCGCCAGAACGUUCAACAGCCUCCACGUGACCGAUUCGAUGACGUUCUACUGUCCCCCGGGCUGUGACAAAGAGGAACACUUUGUCUUUGGAUUGAUGGUCUACUCUGCGGGCUCGCACGCCUGCGCGGCCGCUAUUCACGCCGGAGUCAUCCGGAGCGACAUCGGAGGAGAUUGUAUCGUGAUGAGAGCUCCCAAACAGCAAGUCUACACGGGCUCCACCAGGAACGGGAUCACCUCCAGACAUUUGGUCGACCCACUGGACGUGUCGCACACGUUUGGAGACGGAGAGCCCAGAUGCUCAGCGCCUGACUGGGAGGAGUUUGCCGGUUUCUGCUACAAAACCUUUGAGGGCAAAAAGAAAUGGGACGAUGCGCAACUCGUCUGCCGUCGUCUCGGAGCCGAUCUGGUGUCCAUCCACUCCGAGGUGGAGCAGGCGUCGGUGAAAAAUGUCUCCAACCUCGAAACCAGCGACAUGUGGACCGGACUGAACGACCUGGCGCUUGCCGGCACGUUGGUGUGGUCGGACCGCCACGAGGUGACCUUCACCCACUGGGCCGCGGGAGAACCCAGCCAGCGCGUCGGCCUCGGCAAACACUGCGUGGCUGUGCUACGGCAGACUGGAAGGUGGACGCUAAUGUCCUGCGCCCAGGCCAACAGCUUCAUGUGCAAAAUGCCCACAGCGCAUUUUCCAAUUGCCUCACCGACUCCUACCGUCCCCAAGGUCGUGGCCGACCCGAGCCCGAUGCUUGCCCCAGGCAAAAGUCCCUCAUCGGAGCCACAGGCUGCCGGUGGAGAAACUCUACAAAGGCGCCCUCCAAGCAAGUCAGCAAAGAAGAAGAAGAAGAAGAAGAAGCAGCAGCAGCAGCAGAAUGAAUAG